AUGUCCUUAUACAGAUAUGAUACAGACACAUACUUUGAGAUAGCUGUGGGUUCGUACCGUGGGAAGUGCAACAAAGCGCUGUACGCAGAUCGUGCGCUUCUCUUGCAACUGGAUCAUUUGAUGGCGCGGGGACAGUACAAAGAAGCGGUGCAAGUGUGUGUCAAAUCCACUGGCGAAGACUCAGACCUUCGGAGUGGUCUAUUAUUAGAACAAGCGGCCCAUUGCUUUCUGAACUGCACCCCAGCAAUGUACCGUAAGUUUGCCUUUCAUCUGAUUUUGGCGGGGCAUCGAUUUGGAAAGAGUGGACAUCGGAGUCAUGCGCUACGCUGCUACUUCCAGGCGUUGCGAGUGCUACAGGGCAAGCGAUGGUCAUUAGCUGAGGAUCACAUCCACUUCACAGUGGGGCGGCAGUCGUUUUACGUUAACGAUUUCCCACACGCACUGGAGGCCUUUUCACAGCUACUUCGCGAGGACAAAGAGGGUUCGCCCCAAGAGGCGUCGUAUCUGCGGGAGUAUCUGUUUACCCUAAACCGCUACCUCUUGGAUGAGAGAGACAGCCUGGCCCAGCAGGCUAAUCCACUACCUACCGGUGAGACGCCGUCACACGACCAGGCACACGCUGGGAAGACAGACCUCCGGCCCUUGCUGCCGGUGCCUACUAUCAAGAACGAGAGGCUGUUUGUGAUUCUGCAGAGGCAUGCGCCGUUGUCAACCGCUGCUCAUUCCAUGCCAUCCACUCCGGUCAACGGAACACUACUCGGGACUACGGGGGACAGGGGGCCUAUGACUUCACCCAGCGUAGCCACACGCACAGCCACCGGUGCAGUGCAUGCGACGGCUGUGGCUGAGCCGUUGGAGGACAUUCGCAUGUGGGCGGCAAUGGAGCAGACAGUCAGUGAGCGAUACGUCACCGACAGCGACAAGAGGCGCUGGGACUUCCCUGUCUUCAGGCCCUCCGUACCCGUGCUCACCUCCCACACCGACAACACGCGCCACCCCAUCGUCGCCCCAUAUGAAGACGUGUGUGUGGAGUUUGCCAUCACCAACACUCUCCGCGUGCCAUUGGUCCUGAAGGACGUACGCCUUUCCUGUGUAUGGACACCCAUCCAAGACACGACACACCCCCCAAGCACAGGAGAAACUAACCAUCAACUAAGUACAGGCGAGAUAGACCAACGGCCAAGCACAGGCGAAGCAGAGGCUGAGGUGGAGGGGGAGGGCUAUCACACCACCCCAUUGGCAAACGUGCACUUGGAGUGUGGGGAGACGCAGACGCUACUGUUGGUGGUGACGCCACUGCGGAUGGUAUGUGGUUGGGUGUGGGGGUUGUGUAUAUGGUAG
Molecule: messenger RNA, 1341 nt
Organism: Sphaeroforma arctica JP610
Lineage: Eukaryota; Ichthyosporea; Ichthyophonida
Exons: 8
Coding region: 1-1341 (446 amino acids)
Biological process (GO): endoplasmic reticulum to Golgi vesicle-mediated transport; protein localization to phagophore assembly site
Cellular component (GO): TRAPPIII protein complex; cytoplasmic vesicle; phagophore assembly site
Molecular function (GO): protein binding
Source: RefSeq, a predicted model, not a curated record